AUGCUAGGGAACUUGGAUAAGGGUGAGAAGAUUGCUUCCUCGUUCCGCCCUUUCUCCUCGUUCCGCCCUUUCUCCUCGUUUCGCCCUUUCUCCUCGUUCCGCCCUUUCUCCUCGUUCCGCCCUUUCUCCUCGUUCCGCCCUUUCUCCUCGUCCCGCCCUUUCUCCUCGUUCCGCCCUUUCUCCUCGUUCCGCCCUUUCUCCUCGUUCCGUCCUUUCUCCACGUUCCGCCCUUUCUCCUCGUUCCGCCCUUUCUCCUCGUUCCGCCCUUUCUCCACGUUCCGCCCUUUCUCCUCGUUCCGCCCUUUCUCCUCGUUCCGCCCUUUCUCCUCGUUCCGCCCUUUCUCCUCGUUCCGCCCUUUCUCCUCGUUCCGCCCUUUCUCCUCGUUCCGCCCUUUCUCCUCGUUCCGCCCUUUCUCCUCGUUCCGCCCUUUCUCCUCAUUCCGCCCUUUCUCCUCGUUCCGCCCUUUCUCCUCAUUCCGCCCUUUCUCCUCGUUGCGCCCUUUCUCCUCGUUGCGCCCUUUCUCCUCAUUCCGCCCUUCCUCCCCAUCCCCCACUGUUCACCCCACGGUUUCCCCAUCCCUUACUAUUCACCCUCCGCUCCCCACGCGCACCAUCCCCCACUUAUCCCUUGUAUUCACCUCCCCCCACUGCUCCCCUCUAUUCACCUUCCCGCACCUCUGCACUCGUCGUUCCCUCCCUUGCUCUGCACUCGUCGUUCCCUCCCUUGCUCUGCACUCGUCGUUCCCUCCCUUGCUCUGCACUCGUCGUUCCCUCCCUUGCUCUGCACUCGUCGUUCCCUCCCUUGCUCUGCACUCGUCGUUCCCUCCCUUGCUCUGCACUCGUCGUUCCCUCCCUUGCUCUGCACUCGUCGUUCCCUCCCUUGCUCUGCACUCCUCACAACACAUGCGUGCCAUCCCGCCAGUCCCUCACUCACACCACACUUGCCAUCCCGCCAACCCCUAUGCUAAAACCUCUCCUCUCCUCUGUUCACCUCCUCUCCUCCCCUCUGUUCAACUCCUCUCCUCCCCUCUCUUCACCUCCUCUCCUCCCCUCUCUUCACCUCCUCUCCUCCCGUGGUCUGUUCAACUCCUCUCCUCCCCUCUGUUCACCUCCUAUCCUCCCCUCUGUUCACCUCCUCUCCUCCCCUCUGUUCACCUCCUAUCCUCCCCUCUGUUCACCGCCUCUCUGUUCCUCUGUUCACCUCCUCUCCUCCCCUCUGUUCACCUCCUCUCCUCCCCUCUGUUCACCUCCUCUCCUCCCCUCUGUUCACCUCCUCUCCUCCCCUCUGUUCACCUCCUCUCCUCCCCUCUGUUCACCUCCUCUCCUCCCCUCUGUUCACCUCCUCUCCUCCCCUCUGUUCACCUCCUCUCCUCCCCUCUGUUCACCUCCUCUCCUCCCCACCACUUGCCACCUCUGCCACAAUUUCAGAACCCGCCACACGCCAUCCCCUCGCACCGGCCAUCCCGCCAUCCAACCUUCAUCUCCCCUGCCCUCCUCUCUCCGUCCUUUUCCUCACCUGAAGCCCUUCCUUCUCUCUCUUCUCUCAAACGGUCCUUCGUGGUAAAGGACGGGCUGGGCUAUGCAGCCGAGGUCACGCCCUCCCAGUUCAACAUGUUGCAUCCCUUCCCCCUCGAACGGUCCUUGCAUUAA
Messenger RNA from Closterium sp. NIES-65, 1650 nucleotides. Lineage: Eukaryota; Viridiplantae; Streptophyta; Zygnematophyceae; Desmidiales; Closteriaceae. The record is from the annotation of a GenBank genome assembly.